This is a messenger RNA of Anastrepha obliqua, 1282 nucleotides long. RefSeq names its product ATPase H(+)-transporting accessory protein 2-like. Gene Ontology annotation, biological process: positive regulation of Wnt signaling pathway. The transcript has 4 exons. Gene Ontology annotation, cellular component: external side of plasma membrane; membrane. Bases 44 to 910 code for a protein of 288 amino acids. NCBI's taxonomy places the organism in Eukaryota, Metazoa, Arthropoda, Insecta, Diptera, Tephritidae. The record is from RefSeq and is a predicted model, not a curated record. Gene Ontology annotation, molecular function: signaling receptor activity.
GUGACAUUAUUGUUGUAUUUGAGACGUCCGUCUGAGUUGUCAUAUGACCAAUUUUCAUCGAGGGCCAGGAAUAAAAAAUAUGCUGCGGAUUUGUGCAAUUUUUAUGUUCUGCUUUUUAGCAGUUCAAGCUGAUGGCACUUUCUACGUGCUGAAUACGCCUGAAUCGUUAUCCUUCCAGCCCGUUUCUACUGCACUCCCCAGUGAACAGGUGGGUGACAUUAUUAAGGCAGCAAAAGGUUUGGAUGUAUCGGACUCCGCGGAUUUUCCUGGUCUUGUGAUCAAAGAUCCCUUUGGACUUCCACAAAAAACAAUGAUUGUAGUUGCAAACGGUUUGAAGCAACUGGCCCUCAGUAAUGACGUAGUGAGCUAUAGUGUGGAAGGUAAAACUGUUUCGGCCUCAAUAGAGGAACUUAAGCUGGCCUUGACCGAAGAUCAAUCUGAAUGCGAUAUAAGUUUGUCUAGCUCACAGGAAAACGAGCUCGUUAACUGUGUUAAAUCAAACAAUGAAUUUAUACUUGCGAAAAUUGACGUAUCUAAACUUGUUAAGAGUGGUGUUGAAAAAUCCAAGGUAGUUUCCACUUUGGUUAACGAACUAAAUACCCUUCAGCAAAAAAUCGAAGGAGACUCCUCCCAAUCAAUUCUCGUCGUAGUUAUUGCUCAUGAGGAUGAAAAAGAUGGUAGCACUUCCCGUAGAAGACGUGACACACUUGCCGGAUCAACAACUAAUACUUACAACCUUGCUGCUUAUUACGAUGAAAAUUAUCCCGUAAUUUUCAACAUCAUUCUAUGGUUCAUGGUUGCUUUGGGUCUUUCGCUGUUGGCCGUAUGCUAUGCCAUUGCUGACAUGGAUCCCGGCAGAGAUUCGAUUAUCUACAGAAUGACAUCAACACGAAUGAAGAAAGAUAACUAAAUCUCUAUUUUUAUAUAGGGGCUUUUGUCAUAAUUUAAAUUCUAUAUACAUAUUUUAAAAAUAUCUCCGAAAAAGUGGAGUAUUUCAAACUUGUUAACAUAUAUUGAAGUUUGCAAGAAAGUAUUAAAAGUUUAGAAUGUUAUAAAUAAAUGGCGCCUCAAACAUAGAAAUAUUUUGGGGCCGUCACUUUAUUGAAAAUUCAGCCAAUAUUAUUUGUUUGGUCUACCUCUAAGUAGUUCGUGUGUGUGUGUGUUGUUUACUUCUUGCGAAUCUAUCUGUAAGCUUUAAUGAAAACGAGGUAGUGCAUUCACAUAUAUUGUAUUCCAAAAAAAUUGUAAAACGGUGGUUACUGAAUAAAUUCUUAGAUACAAA